AUGGCUUCCCCAAAGAUGAGUUUGAAGCUUCUUGUGGACGUAAAAGGCUCAAGAGUGUUAUUUGCAGAAGUACCAAAAGAGUUUGUGGAUUUCCUCUUCCAUAUCUUCUCUUUGCCUUUGGGCACCCUCAUCGAGUCCCUUGGAUCCAACCAGAUGGUUGGUUGCUUAGGAAAACUAAAAGAGAGCAUAGAUAGCAUCAAAGUGGAAGAUGAAUUCAACCCCAUAACAGCUUUCAAUGGUGACAUAUUUCAGUUGUGCUUUUAUCAUGCUUCUCCUAAAAAACAAUCUGUCUACAGAUGUGCCAAUGCAGCAAAGAAGGUUUAUAAUGAUGAUUAUGAUUAUAAUUUUAAUUUUAAAUAUGGUAGUAACAAGGCUUGCCAGUCAAACGUGACACUGUAUGUGAAUUCCAUAUGUCCCAAUUGCAUUGGUUCUAUGAAUGUUCCGAUGACAGUCGUAAUGCCAGAGGUGGCGGAAACAAAUGAGAGAAAGAAGGCAAGGUAUGAAAAGGAAGCGGUGAGUUAUGUGGUGAUGGAUAAUUUAGAAGUGAAACCAAUUAUGUCGACCGUUUCUACUAUUUCUAGCAUUACUCUCAUCAGUAAGUUUGGUGUCAAGGAUCUGAGUCAGCUUGAGGAGAAGACGGUUACUUUUGGAAAAGAUGAGGGUUUGAAGCUGUUAAUGGCAUCUCUCAAGACAGAUAAAGUGCUGACUUCUAUCUUUUUGGAUUAG
This is a messenger RNA of Helianthus annuus (common sunflower), 726 nucleotides long. RefSeq lists its product as uncharacterized. The coding region runs from base 1 to 726 and encodes 241 amino acids. The record is from RefSeq and is a predicted model, not a curated record. NCBI's taxonomy places the organism in Eukaryota, Viridiplantae, Streptophyta, Magnoliopsida, Asterales, Asteraceae. The transcript has 2 exons.